Messenger RNA from Arabidopsis lyrata subsp. lyrata, 831 nucleotides. RefSeq names its product putative phosphatidylglycerol/phosphatidylinositol transfer protein DDB_G0282179. Gene Ontology annotation, biological process: intracellular sterol transport. Gene Ontology annotation, molecular function: sterol binding. The transcript is spliced from 4 exons. Lineage: Eukaryota; Viridiplantae; Streptophyta; Magnoliopsida; Brassicales; Brassicaceae. The record is from RefSeq and is a predicted model, not a curated record. Bases 244 to 702 code for a protein of 152 amino acids.
AGUAAUGAGCCACGUGCACCUAAUUCUAAACCCUCUAACGAAUAAAAAAUUAAAAUUUAAUUUCUCAAAAAGUCAAAACAACUAAAUAAAAAACAUUUUCUCUUAUCAAAAAAUUUAGAACCAUUAGAUUUGCUAGAUGUGUUCAGAGACCGUUGGAUUCCAUUUCUGUGUCAAAAGACUCAAAACAACCCAAAACUCUUUCAUCUUCAUCAAAUUCUCUCUUUCAUCUACAAUCACUCAUCAAUGGCGAUUUCUCAAGCUCAGCCUCUGCUUCUUCUCCUCUUAUCACUCUUCUUCUUACCUGCUUUACACGCAACUUCUUUCUCCUACUGCGAUAAGAGGCUCGAUCCCGUUAAGGUCACGGGUGUGAAGAUCUCUCCUGACCCUGUUGUGAGUGGUGAAGCUGCAACAUUUAAGAUUUUGGGUUCUACUGGCGAAGACAUCUCUGGAGGAAAAGUAGUGAUCAGGGUUUCAUACUUUGGGAUUCCUGUUCAUACCGAAACUCAUGACCUCUGCAAGGAGACGGCCUGCCCGGUUGCACCAGGCAGCUUUGUGCUUUCUCAUUCCCAAACACUCCCCUCAAUUACACCACCUGGCACUUACACGCUUAAGAUGACAAUCAACGACAAGAAUGGCGGAAGACUAACGUGCAUCAGCUUCAAAUUCAAGAUCACAAUAGGUUCCGCGGUCUUUGCUAGUUAAGUUUUAUGGUGUAAAUUGCGUCUUUGUGAAUCUCUCUCUCUCUCUCUCUCGUUUACUUUUGUGGUGUCCAAAUAAAGAAUGCUCUUUUGAGACUUGAGUUAAUCUAUAUGAAACAGAGUCACAGACCAA